This is a messenger RNA of Alternaria alternata, 643 nucleotides long. RefSeq lists its product as hypothetical. The coding region runs from base 88 to 573 and encodes 161 amino acids. The record is from RefSeq and is a predicted model, not a curated record. The transcript has a single exon. Lineage: Eukaryota; Fungi; Ascomycota; Dothideomycetes; Pleosporales; Pleosporaceae.
UCUCUCAAGUCUUUCUCACGCCCAAUUACGAUUACCCAUACCCACCUUUCCGUGCACCCUAUCUCAUGCGUCCCAGUGAAAGCCACCAUGUUUUUUUCUUUUUCCCUACAUUCUCGGCGUUUCUCCAUCCAUACCCUCAGCCACUUUUCGCCUCGGAAUAAUUUCACUCGCAACAGCACCUAUCAAAGCAUAGCGAGAGGGUUUUCUCGAUACAGCAUUUGGCAGGCGACAGCGGAACGGAGUAUAUACGGAUUAGUUGCGAAUAGCGAUACGAUCAUGGUUCUACACAGGGGUGGGACUACCUACAUUGUACAUGUCAUGGUCUACAGCUUUGCAGGCGCAAUAGCGUCGAGCGAACGGGAGCCUUGUAGCACGUUGUUAUGUAGUAUAUGUUCGGCCAUUUUCGAUAUUGAAGAAUACUACGUAUGGACCAUGAGACGUGUAACGCAAGUGAACUAUCUUCCCUUUCGUUCUCGUUGGCUCUCAUCGCCAUCACCCCGACUCCAUGUCCCGAUCAUAACUAGGCGACAGGUGGGGUAUUCCAUCGUGUUUCAUUCAAAUCAUUUUCUUUGACUCCUGAGUUCGUGGAUUCGGUAGACAGUAGAUCAUCAGACAUUCAAAUCAGUAGAGCUCACUCUAAGUC